CCUCCUGAAAUUAAUCCUGAGCUCAGGAAUCAGUCAGUUACCUAUAAAUCACCGCUUCAGUUCAAUUGUUCUUUGAGCGGUUUCCCUAUACCUGAAGUACUCUGGACUAAAGAUGGGGUGAAUCUUGAUAACAACAACAACACUUUCACGAUUAAUCGAGUAACUUAUGGAGAUGCUGGUGAAUACACAUGCAGCGCUAACAACAGUGAAGGGAAAAUUGAAUCAGCUUUUCACAUUACAGUUACAGGUAAAUAUUGACUUACUUUUGUUUCUCUUAGUUUCUAUUCUCAUUUUCUAAUUUUUCUUUUCAUACUUUCACCUUGUUUUUAAAUUGUACUUUUGAAUUCUAUGCCCAGGUCCUCCUGAAAUUAGUACUGAGCUCAAGAAUCAGUCGGUUGCCUAUAACUCGUCGCUUGAGUUAAUUUGCUCUCGAAGCGGUUUUCCUACACCCGAGAUACUCUGGACUAAGGAUGGGGUGAAUCGCAGUAACAACAACACUCUCACGAUUCGCCAAGUGAGAUUGGAAGACUCUGGUCAAUACACCUGCAGCGCCAAAAACAGCGAAGGAAGCAAAAACUCAACUUUCUGGAUUGAAGUGGCGGGAGGUACGGUUCUUAUAUACACAUAGAAAGAACUGGAGUCGAUAAUCAAUUUAGAUCUUUGGUUGGAUGAGAAUAAAAUCGUUUCUAUGAUACCAAAUCAAAUUUAAGGACUUGAAACCACAAAAGUUUCAAAAUUGACUAAAAAUUAACAAAAAAGUACUCAAUUGAUGAUAAAAUUUAAAGGGCGAGAACAUGCCAACCUAUAUAUCAAAUGUAAAUGAACUUCGUGAUCAGACAUGUACUUAAUUUUUGGGCGGUUUAAACAGAUCGCCUUUUGGAGCAUUGAGCAAUUUUGACUUUUAAAUAUCACUAUGUUUUGUAAAGGCAUUUAUUAUAAAAGUCCGUUUAAGUUUUUUAAUUACCUUUUUUUCUGCUUCUUAAAUACCAAUGACUGACAAGUCAUGAUUUCAUGUACAUUUUUAGAAGUGCAAAAAUAUCAAAUUGGCUAUCACUGCAUUAUUAUUUGAGUAUUUAUUACUGAAGUUGGAAAGCGAAACAUCCAUGUAAACUUUUCAUUGAGUUGAAAUUUGAAAAAACUGCGACCAAAACUGAAAAGAAAUACAUGAAAAUAAUUCCGCUGUUACGUCGCUAUUAACUUGUACUCCUGCUACAACGGACGAUCUUAGUGUUUAAAAUGACAGAUUAAACGUAAUCUUUUCAUGGAAUGGAAACCUUUUAAACAUUACUAUUGGGCUAUUCUUCAAAGUAAAUGUGUAGUUUGAACUUAGAGAAACUGGUACUCUUUGAACAUGGUAGCACGGGGUGUUGAUAUUACACUUAACAACCAGUAAGAAAAGAAUGAAGAAAUUGAUAAAUAGGUAACUAAAUUGUUACCUCCUGGGCUGUUGCUAAGAUAGGAAAUCUUUUAAGCAAGUAAAAAAUGUUUUGAUGUCACAUUGGGCUGACCUUUACCUUUCUAUAUCAAAAGUGAAGAAAACUGAUUGCAUAACAAACUUGGAUUAAAAAUAGGCUCGGCAAUAACGUAGUUUGCUUCCAUUUUGGAACUAGUUAAUUUAGGGUUGGAUAAGGGAGGGGGGAGAGGGGGUUAAAAUGGAAUGCGACUCUUUGUUAAGCUUGGUGAUCUUUUUACUUCAAGUCUCUCCCCAGAUCAUUGAGCCUCCGAAAAGCAAAUCUGUUAACGAAGGAUACCCUGUAAACUUUAGUUGCGUAGCCUCAGGUAUUCCAACACCAACCUUCGUCUGGACUUUUAAUAAUGGUGACCUGCCAUCUGGUAUCAAUCAAACCGAUCACGAAGAAGAAUCAUUGCUAGUUUUGCCAAGUGUCACGAAAGGGAUGAAUGGGACUUACAAGUGUACAGCAAAAAACAAAGCAAACACAAUCAGUUCCUCAGCAACUCUGCGUGUUUAUGGUAAGUUCAGUUAUAAUGAUACUGAUGAUGAUGAUAAUGAUGAUGAUGAUGACGACGAUGAUGAUGACGUUGAUAAUGACGAUGAUGAUGUUGAAGAUGAAGGAGAGAAAUAGGGAGAGAAGAAAUUAAGACAGGAAUUGAACUUGUAAAUCCAUGGGAAAUGGCGACGAAGAAAAGGAAUAGCGCGAAAAGAAUGUAGGCAAACUCGGCCCAUUUGUGUGAAAGUAAAACAAAGCGUUAUCCACCAGAUAGAAUUUUAUCUUGUGGACAAUGUUAUCUACCCUUCGAACGACCGGGGCCUGACCUUUAAAAAACGGGUGAUACCAAUGCUUAAUACUAAUGUCCUUGGAUCUUUAUGAUUACAAACGCAAAAAGCUGCGUAGAUCUGAGUAGGAAAGAAACGCUUAGGAAAAAGGACAUGUGAUGACGCUAUAGAGAGUUGAUUGGUUCGAAAUACUUGACGAUAUGCAAUGUACUUCCAUGCUGGAAAAAUCUGAAGAAGAGACUUCCGAGACGGAGAGAUCCAGAAUCUAAGAAGAAAGCAAAAACCAAGCAAGACGCAAAGGCCAAAGUUACAUACGACACAUAAUUGGUAUUCUCUACAUUUAACGACAAAACUAAAUCAGAGGAAACUACUUAAUUAAAGCGAAUACGCUUCUAUCCGUGACCGAAAUCGGAGGUCGAAUAGCGAUUAAGCAUUUGAAAGAAUUCUCUCGAACCCUCAAUUCUCUUAGAUCUCUCCACAAAGUUGAUUUAUGGCUUUUGUAACUCGUAAUGUGACUCAGCCAAUGAGGAUGGAGAAUAUCACAGAAUCAAGAUUUAUGGAUUUACAUGCUGAAAAAGCAUGAAAUGAAAUUUUCUUCCCAAGCUGGUCCAAGAAGCCGAGAGCCAAUCAUAUGGCGCAUAUCGCUUUUUUUACUUGUGAGGAAACGCGUAUCGUGCUUUUUUACCCGUAAAGCGUGUUAUUCUUAUUAAUCCUUCACUGGCAUAGUUUCCGUUCGUAGCAUUAUAAAAAUCGGCUCGCAGGACUUUCUAUUAGAUCAAAUCACUUACAAAAGAUGACUGAGGAACUCUGUGGAGAGUUAUGCGGAAUAAAAAGUAUGCAGAACAAAAAGAGAAAGAGAAAAGAGCGAGUCGGUUUGUACCAGAAGUCUCAUUGGUUCGAUGCGCACACCUGUUCGAUUUCCGAAUACUACCAACUCGUGCGUAAAAUGCCCUACAGACAGACUUACAUGAAGUAUUCUCUAUCGAUUGAAUUGUCAUAACAGCUCUUGAUUCUAGUUCCGUCUAUGGUAUCCACAAUUUAUCCAUAGAAAUUUAACCGUGUCAGCUUAAGAGAAUGUUGUAAGUCCACUCGAGAAAAUGUAGUAAGUCCACUCUCCUCAGGAAGUGAUGGGAAACCACCUAAUGAAGUUGUAGCAGUACUUUACAGUUUAGACGUACGAUCAUCUACUUGAAAUCACAUCCGCUACCGCAUUGCUGGAAAAGAAAAAAACUUGGUGUUGCAUGACUUACUUGUUAUGUCCUUUUGACACAAGGGUGCAGAAAAAAGAACAAGAGAAGAUGGAACAUUAUCAAGACCUUAUUUUAGAAGUUCAGCGGAGGAUCUGGGGCGGUUGAAACAGUUACCAGGAAAUUUAAAACAUAAGGGCUUCAAGCCUGUUCUGAAACUCUUUCGAAAACUCACGAAACUCACAUGGAAACACUUUUUUUUCUUCUUUUUCUUCUUCGCAUUUGACUCGUUUUGUUUCCAUGUUUUUUUUGUUUUGCUUUGCUUUUUGGAGUGUUUCUAAUGCAGUUGAAGUUUUAAGGCGACAAUAGCAUUCUAACGAAUUUCCCCUUUUUCAACGCAGGAAAAGCCUCAGCUCUAGUUGUUACAGAGACAAACACAGCACUCACCAAAGGAGAUGCCCUCAUAUUAACCUGCAAAGUCAACAAAGAAACAACAAGUAUAAAGUGGAAAAAAGAUGGAGACCUAAUAACAGAAAGAGCAAUUAUAAAUACCAAAUUAGAUGAGAGAAAGAGUAAACUUGCUCUUAUUAGUGUUGUGGAAGAGGACAGUGGUGAAUAUUCUUGUGAAGCUCGUAACAAGCUAGGAACUGUGGCUCGCUCUGUUGUGACAGUAAAUAUCAAAGGUAAGUUGUAUAAGGAACUACAUACAAUUUCAGUAAUCAACUAUGUAAGGUCAUUAUCAUAAAAUACACGUCCGCCUUUUAUUUUCCUCACUAAAAUUUUUCCAGUCUUUUUGAGUCUUCUGGGAACUAAAAAUAUGAAGGAAAUUUGAAAAACCUGUUUCAAGACGAGUAUAAAACAGUCGCAGCAUGUUAUACAUAUUCUAUAAUUCUUUCACCAAUCUUCUCUUUCUACCUGCCUGUUUUUUGUAAAGCAACACAUCUGCGUCUGUUUUUUCAAGGUUGUUCCCGGUUACCCAACGCGAGCAAUGAACAACGUAACUUGUUGGAACAAAAAAAAAAAGCUCUCUUUCUAGAUAGUCGGUGAUAUUAAUUUUUAUUCUUAAUGCCGACCAGCAAAUUACUUUCCUACUAAGCCUCUUUCAUUAUUAUAUUUCAGGAAUUUCAGAGGCUCCCUCCAGCAGCUCGUCUUCCUCCAGCAGCUCACUGGAGUGGUACUACAUUGGGGGACCUUUGGCUGCUGUCGUUUUUCUAGUGGCGCUCAUUUCAUACGUUACAAAACGUCGUGAGACAGGUAAAAUGUUACCAUACGGAAAUAAAAUGUCUUCAUAUGGCAGAUUGUGGCUUUUAAUACGUUAGUGUUUUGGAGCACGAAGGAGCUAUUUUAAGCAGGUCAUAUUCUGCAUUUCCAACACCGAUUUUGAAGGUCCCUCUACAGUCCCGGCAAAGCCCAUUACUGAUCAAAUUACAAAAACCUUACAAAUUAUAUGAAACUAAUUACCAUGAUAACCCACCUUGUUCCUUCUCCCGUUGUUUGACAACAGAGUCAAAUAUAAGUUACACGUGGUUUCUGAGUCGCAAACUUUAACUUUGUUUAUGAUGUCAUUCUUACUCACAACGAAGCGAUUCUUUCAUCUCUUUCCACAUAUCCUUUGAUAAUAGCCCCACCUGAGGUGCCACCCAGGCUGCAGUAAGUGAAUUGUCUUUUUUUUUUUGACGCUCACUGUUUGAACGUGCGGUUAUUUCCGAAGUUUCUAACUCUUGAAUAAGUUUUAGUAGAGUAGUGAUAAGUGUCACUGCUGAGCAAAUACGUCUUUUUUUAUCAGUUUGGACCGAUUAUAUUCACCAUUAAGAGCACACUGGCCAAAAUAAAAGGUUUUUCUUUCGAAGCAGCUGCAGUUUCAAAGAGGUUCUUAUCAAAUCGCAGUCAAAUGUUUCCUAAUAUUCUUUAUGUUUUGGAUUCGUUCGUCCUUCAAUUGUUUUAACGCCUUGUUUAAUAUCUUUUUUUUUUGUUACCAGUAUGCAUGGUUGUGGGUGGCGUACUUUUAGGAAGAAGAGAAGCUUUGACCCUUCGUCACUCUUUGUUACAGAAAUUACAGUUGAAAUACACUCGGAGUCUUGUAGACCGAUUUAAAAUACCACUCGAUAUAUUGAUUGUAGACAAUACUUCGGAUGGUUUGGUUAGUAUUUUAUUUCUCGCGUAGGAGGCACGAUAUUUAUAUGGUGUAAAAUGCCGAAAAACACAGUUAGGUUAGGUUAUUUUGAGGUUAUCUUCUAUCUUUAUUCAAUUUUUUUUCAAUAAAAUCUCCUCUCUGGGUCGAUGCGUCGAAAAAACGGGUUCAGUAAAUUAGCAUCCAAAUUUCACCUAUUUCAAUAAUUUUUCAUUGGCAAGUGAUAAUUUUCUUAAGCACCUGGAAAUGAAAUGAAAAGAAAAAAUUUAAAUUGAAGAUAUAGAGGAUAUCUUUACCACGUUAUGUUAAACCAGAUUCAAAGAAGGAAAAGAUAGAUAGAUAACAAAGAUAGUUAAAGUCUUGUUUUCAUCUGCAAUUAUUCAGUGAAGGGGAAGAUGAAGUUGAGAUGGAUCAGCUGAACGCAAACACAGACGGAUGGGAGAUUGCAGUUGACCGCCUGAUCCUUCGCGAGCAUAUUGGCAAAGGGGCAUUCGGUUCAGUGUGGCGAGCGCUACUGGGUCGUUCCCGUGGCAGACCUGGAAAUCGCACAGUUGCUGCGAAAUGCUACCUACGUAAGUACUUUUUCAGGUCUUUCUUUCAUACAAAGCUUGAUUGAACUAUCCUGUAUUAAUUUUUUGAGUAAUUUAUCUCAAUAAAGAGCAUUUCUCUUAGAACAUGCUUUAUUAACCUACCUAAUACAUAACAUGGAGAGCUUAAAAACUAUGCGCUGUUCAAAUGAUUUAUCAGCUGGCAUGUCAAAUUAAUUGUUAGCGGAUGGUUCUCGGGGGGACCAGUUGUUAAAUCUUUUGUCAUACAACGCUAUUAAAAUAGAACAGAACACGAAUAUCAUUUGGAGUAUAAGAAGCUGUGGAGAAAAAUGAAAAUUUAUCGAUUAAAUUGCAUUCAAGUGUAUAAAAGCGGAAAAUACUACAAUACUAAAAAUGUCACUCUGUUGUAUAUUUUGCAAAGUUGCCCGCUUAGAAACUUUUAGUGGGAAAUAAUGUCAUGAGACCUCAAAGAAACCUUGAGAGGGUGAGUCUAGCGGAAAAAACUCGAAGCCAUUUGCCAGUCUAGUGGUGGUAGUAUGAUCUUCUUGCGCUGGACAAGCUGAAAAUCACAAUGCAGUAGAACCUGUAUUUAGCGGUCACCUUGUAAUAAGCGGUCAGUUUUGAAAGUCCCGAAACUUUCCUCCUUUACUUAUAGUACUUUUUAUAUCAGGCGGUUGUGGUCACCUUUUACUAAGUGCCAACAGCCUAUUUGUAAUGUUCCCCACCUUUAUCGAACGGUCACUAAAGCGGAAGUACUCAAAUAAAAUUAAGAAUAAUCUUUCAAGUAAAAUUUAAUCCAUGUUUAUCUCCCGAAAUCAGUGUUAGGAAUAUUUUUUAGCGAGGUUGUGUAUGUUAAGUGGUCCGUGAUGGCAUAGAGUGGCAUUUUUUAAACUUUUAUCGAUAGUAGCCCUAUUCCGUGGAACCUAUAUUAAACGGUCAACCAUCCCCGCGCGUGACGGCUAAAUACAGGUUCGACUGUAACAAACUUAGAGAGUCAAAUGAAUUUAUAAUAACUCUGGGAAUGCUUACGAAUUAUUGUAGCUUUUAGUAAGAUAAAAGCAAGGAUUAUCUAAUUUAUGACUUGUAGGAAACAAGAUGGCGCAAACAGAGCAUGUAUUUAAAAAAAACUGUCUCAAAUAUAUAUUCGAUCGACUAUUAGGUAUUAUAACAGAUGGAAUUUCUUGGCUUAAUUGCGUCUCUACUUUUGUAAGUAAUCUGUAAACAAUUGCACGGUUCAAUGGGCUUGCCUAGUUAACAACAAUGCUAAAGAUGCCCAGCGUUUUCUUAGCAAAUAUUUUUUUUCAAGGAGGAUGAAUCUAUUUUGGAAAUUUCAUGUUCAAUAAAUUGAACAAUACGGCUAACUGACAUUUUUGUCGCAAGUAUGGAUUAUAAAUGGUUAAGAAUAUAUGAAAGUCAUAUAUUUGAACUGCGGAUAAAGACGUUAAUGAAAGUGAUCCUCGCAGUAAUGUGCACUACUUAGGCAGUAGUGAAAAUAAGGCCUGAAAAAAAAAAAAAAAAAAAAAAAUUCAGGCCUAUACGGGAUCAGGCCUUAUUUUCACUACUGCCUAAGUAGUGCACAUUACUGCGAGGAUCACUUUCAUUAAAGUAUGGAUUAUAUUGACGACUUUCAUAAUGGCCGAAGGCGCGCGGAACUGGUAACGAUUUUGCAUGGAAACGAGGCCACAAAGGCCUCUCAGACGUAAACAUAGCGCGCGUGUAGUGGUUUUAGGUCAAGUUUUUGCUUUUGUGUGAAGACAACAAUACUCAAUUGGGGUCAAUCACCGCUUAGAAUAUACAUUUAGGAACAGAAAGGAAUGCCUACACACUGCUGCGUUCCAGGAUGCACCAAAAAAGGCUAUCGCGAAGAGUAUGGGUCGAAAGUGUCGUACUUUCAAUUUCCUAGAGAAAAAAUGGUAAAGAAGAAAUGGAUACAGGCCAUCAGGCGAGACGAAGGAAAAGACUUUAAAAUAUCCGACUCAACAAAGGUCUGUUCCAGACAUUUUAAAAAUGAAGAUCUAAAAAAGACUCUUGCGGGGAAAAUAUGUCUAAAACCUGGCGCCAUACCUUCGAUAUUUUCCUGGAUUCGCACGUCGCCUCGCAAGAGGAAACCACCGACAGAAAGGAACGUUUGCGAACCAGUGGCGUCGAUUGCCGCUGUUUCUAUAUCGAAUGCAUCUGCCGAGAGUGUGGUGGAAUUUGAUUUGGAAGUAAAAGUGGAAGUAAGUAUCGGUUUGACUACCAGUGUUGUUGAGAAUCAGAAUAUAAUCUUGCCAGAAAAGGAAUGUUAUGAUUUGACGGAAACCAUCACAAACAAAAACAAAAGAAUUGAAGAAUUAGAACAGGAAAUCAAUGGCAUUAAAUUGCGAUUAGAAAAUGCUCAGCGGCAAAUCACAAACCUUACAAAGAAACAGUUUGUGCUCGAGAACUUGAAAGCUAAGAAAAAUACAGCAGCUUUUUACACUGGUUUUAAUAACUGGGAUGCUUUUGAGGCGGUGUACAAUUAUCUUGAUCCCGGAGAACGAGGAGGAAACAUUGCUUACUGGCGUUCUGGAAAUGGUGAGGUCCCUGUUGAUUAUGACCAGGAUCAGUCAAAGGACUCUUUCACGAAAAAAGGAAGAGCUAGGUCUUUGAGGCCAAUGGACGAAUUUUUUCUUGUAAUGUGCAGACUAAGACAAGGGUUUCAUGAAGAUCAUCUUGCUCACUUGUUCAACGUGUCAACACCGACUGUAAGUCGGAGAGUCAUAACAUGAAUCAAUUUCAUGUACUUUAAGUUUGUUCACAUUAACAUUUGGCCUUCAAGGGAAGUGAUAGACAGAACAAUGCCUGAAGCAUUCAAGAAUAAAUAUGGGAGUACGCGUGUGAUAAUUGAUUGUACGGAAGUAAGAUGCCAGAUGCCAAGUAGCUUACAAUUGAAUGGAGAGCUCUUCAGUAGCUACAAACAUCACACCACACUUAAGGGUUUGGCGGGGAUUUCUCCUGGAGGAGCAAUUACAUUCAUCAGCCAAUUAUAUACUGGAAGCAUCUUUGACAGAGAGAUUGUUAGAAGAAGUGGCCUUUUAGAAUACCCUUCAAGGACAAAGACUCCAUAAUGGCAGAUAAAGGUUUCACUAUUUCAGAUUUGUUGCCUUUGGGAGUUUCACUCAAGCUUCCACCUUUCUUGGGAGGAUCAAAUCAAAUGCCCGCAGAAGAUGUGGUACUGACCCAAGAAAUUGCUAGUCUCAGAAUUCAUAUUGAACGGGCAAUCAACAAGAUAAAAAACUUUCACAUCUGGGACAGAGUAGUACCCCUUCACCAAAUAGGUGUUGUAAACCAAAUGUGGGCAGUGUGUGCCUUCUUGUGUAAUGCACAACCCAACAUAAUAUCAGUGUGAUGAAAUGGUACACUAAAAUUGGUAAUUAUUUUGUGUAUAUAAAGGUGAUAGAAAUUACAACAAAAUAAACUCCAAAUCAAUCACUUUUUUGGAGAAAAUUUGCAUUGCAUUUGUUAUUUUCAAGGAAAAAUACCUAUUGCUUGGUAUGCCUCUGUAGUCACGUUUUUUCAACAGAAGACACUUCCUUUAUAGUUAAAUAAAAGACAAAGGGAAACAAAACAUUGCUACACUACUUUUAAUGACCUCUGAAUUCCUUAUACUCUGUUGGUUGGUAGAUAAAGAUCAUGUUUCAGAAUAUUAUCCAUACCUAUCCCAUGGAAGGUCACUGGAAAUUCCAAGAGAGCAGGAAGAGUCUCGAAAACUUAAACUUUAAACGGAGAGUACAAUAUUAUCAACUGAAUUUCUGGAUGGUUUUGGUCACUUCAACUUCCAUGAUUGGCUGUGGGGCAAUAUUUGAACCCCCACCUUUCUUAUGCCAUUGCUGCAAUUGAGAUGUGCAGGCUAUGGGUGCAUGUGAAUCUUCCUCUUCCAACAGAUCUUUUGUUGAGGCACAGUUAAAUAAGGAAAACUUACAUAACUUGAACAUGAGGGCCAACACAUGAUUGCAGAAUCCCACCUUGCCGGCUAUGCACGAACAGCAAGCACUCCUUACUCCGCCAGGUAAGAUGCAUAGGGCAAUCUUUAGAGUAUGUGGUGGGUCAUUCUUCCGAAAGCUAUGGCAGCACUUGCUUUUGAAAUAAAAAUACCUUUGGUCACUCGUACACUGAAUUUCCUCGAGAUAUUCGUCAUCCAAGAAUCGUUUGGCUUUUAACAAGCUUGUUGGGACCAUGUGGUGGUCUUUGUCCGCCAUGGAUUUUCCCGAAUUUAAGAUAUGGCGAUUCAUUUCGACUCUGGUAAACAUUGACAUUUUCUCGAGCGAAGUGCCCCAACCGUCGUCGGGAAACUGCACCAAAAUACCCUCUUCUUCGCUAACAUCAGUGAAGGUGCUCAAUCGCUCUUUUCUGCGACUGUAAAUCUUGUUUGGAUCUGGGUCAACAAUAAUUUUUAUCUUUGCCAGUUCUGAUGUACUCGGACACUCGUUUCACGAGCUCCGCUUUUGUCUUCAGACCUUUUCCCAAAUCACCCCGGCACUUAAGCCACAAACAUAGUUCUGUGUUUUUCAGCUCUUCAGGCUUUUAUCCAAGCAGAGAAGCGCCUGGAAUAUCAUCUUCCGUAAGAAAAAUCGCACUUGCGUAAACUACUCAAGGAGAACGCCAUAAUUAUACUAUGAAAGUUUGAGGCCUUUGUGACCUCGUUUUCAUGCCGUUCUCACCAGGCCUCGCGCUAAGCCCGCUAUUAUGAAAGUCAUCUAUGGAGUUUAGUAAACUAAUUUUUUUUUUUUAUGUAGACCAAAUGCCUUAUAAUUUGCGCUGGUAAGAUAACACCAAGCAUACAACAAUUCCAGAUGUGGAUGUUUACCACAUAAUUAAUUGUGUCUGUCUUGAAAUGCAAAGUUUGUUUGUUUAUCUAAUUUUUGUGUGGUUUCCUAGCAAUCUCCGGAGAGAAAGGAAGGAAGGCCCUGCUAAGAGAGAUCGAGUUAUUAAAACUCUUUGGAAGGGAGGGCCAUGAAAAUGUUGUUAAGUUCAUUGGUUGUGUCACAGUUGGAGGUAAUCAGCUAUUGUUAUGAUUAUAAUCAGCUAAUUCACAGCAACGAUUGAGGCAUCUCUGAGUUCAACCACUGGUACAAUUACUUCUAUCAGUAUUCUUAGUCCUUGCUAAGAUGGUGUACUAAUUCAAUGGUUAUUUUCAAUUUUUUGACUUUUUUAAAUGAAUUUACUUCGCAUUGUAUGAGAGGCAUUUUACUUGGAAGAUGUUAGCUCUAAAAUCUACAUGCUAAUUGUGAUAAAAACUUCAACUUACGAUGGCAAGUCUUUGUCUAUUUAUCUGCCAUCUCUGUUUUUUCUGUCUGUCUGUCUGUAGAUUUCUAUCGGCCGUAUUUGUCCGUCUAUUUUCUAUCUGUGUGUUUUCUUCUUUCACUUUCCCUCUCUGUCUCUACUUUGAUUCAUUACAGAUAUAACUUGAGGUAUGACUAGAUAAAGCAUGUACAAUUCAAACACGUGUUGGAACUUCUGCACUGCUUGCCGUAAAAUAAUUUUCUUGUUUUUCCCUUUUAGCUCAGCCAAUACUUAUCAUGGAGUACCUGUGGCGAGGUGACUUGCUGGGUUAUCUCAGAAAAUCCAGGGGGGUUUUCGACCAAUAUCAUCAUGGGGUCGGAAUUGUCGACCACUUGACAACAUAUGACAUGGUGCUGUUUGCUAAACAGAUCGCACAUGGUAUGACUUUCCUCGCGUCCAGAGGGGUAAGUGCUCAAACUCUUUCUGGUCAGCAUGUGGUCCUGCAUGUGAUAAAAUGGCAUGACUUGCAAAUCCCCAAAGUAAUACUCCAUACGGCUAAAAAUAUCCAGCACAUUAAAGUCACUAUUUCACAAAGAAAUGGUUUGACAUUAGCAUGACGUUAAACUUUCUACAUAUAUUUUACUUUUUUAUUUUAUGUAGUUUAUAAAAGUCCCUUUUAGCAGAUCAUAUAAUAUUUGUUUUCGAUUUCAGAUAAUUCAUCGCGAUCUUGCAGCUCGUAACAUCCUUCUUGAUGAGCAUCGUGUCUGCAAGUUGACUGACUUUGGGCUCUCUUAUCAGGAUUUCAAAUACGGCCCAGGAAAUGCCAAGAAGGUAAUUUUCAGGAUUUUUUCAUCAUUUAGUCAAUUGGUUUUGGGGCUGCUGGUAUGGAAGAUAAAAAUGUGAAGAAUUAAAAUAUUACUGUCCUUACAAAACUUUCUUUUCAGUUAUAGAGUCUUACUGCAAAACAUAUUUCCCUUUAAUGAGAAGCCAUUCUAAGCGUAUCGAAGCUUUCACAGAAAAAAAAGAAUGAACACAGGAAAUAAGAAAGCCGGAAGAGAUAUUGUUCUCUGAAUAACAAAGAUACAAACUCGAAGGGCAAAGUAACAGAAAAAUUUAAAGCAAAAGGAGUGUGUGAAUUGUUUUCAUAGAAUUUGUACAAAGGUGUCUACUGCUAUUGACUUUAUCGUGAAUCCUCACAUCACGGUUUUAAUCUGAUAUACAAAUUAUUUUAGGAGCUGUAUACAAGCCUCUUUAGAUUUCAGAUGUUUAUAAUAUUUUGGUUACUCAUCCAGGGAUGUAUCCCAAUCAAAUGGACUGCACCCGAGAUUCUCUUUGGACAUGUGGAACAGCUGUCAACCAAAAGCGAUGUGUACGUACUGUAUUGGUUAUUAUCUACAUAUAUUCCUAGAGUGAAUAUUUUUUACGAUUCUACUUUAACGUAGCGAGGGAAACUAGAAAAUUCGGUGCUCUAUUGAUUAGAGAGUCAUUAGGAAACGUCAAGCUGAGGAACAGCUGAGGUUACAGUUGUAGUAUGAGACUUUAUAUGAAUAUUAAGUUUAACGACCACUAUCCAAAAUCUGAUUAGGACAAAAAAAGACGGAUGAAAGGAUGAGUGGAUAAUCAAACUAAUAAAUAUGGCGUUUUCUCCUAGGGAGGUUGCUUAUAUCUUGAUGGCAUGUUUUUAAACAUCCCAGGUAUCUGAGUAAUUAUUAUCUUUCUAACCCAGUUGAGAUAUAUCGUCAUCCUUCCAUUUCUUUGACAGGUGGUCCUACGGCAUCGUCUUGUAUGAAAUCUUCACUGUCGGUAUUUAACUUAUUUGUUACUUUAUAUUCAGGAAAUAUACCUGCCGAAAUUGCACGCAUAAUUACUAACUGAUGAGUGAUACCGAGCGGGCAAAAGAGCAUUGUACAAUAGGGAAGUAGAAGCAACACUCAAUGGCGCUGAUAAAUAAAAUUAUGACGAUGCAUAGCAACUUGAAAUAAAGCUUAAGUUUACGUAGAACUGAAAGUAUUUAGUACAUCAUUGAAAAACCUUAAAUCCAUCGCUACACUUAAAUUUGUUUUUUUUACAGUACUCUUUCAUCUGAUGUAAAACCGAAGUGAAUUUAAGCAAUUAAUUGUCGUUUUGACAGAAGAAUCAUUUCGAUCGCGCUGAGAGGAAUGAAAGUGAUUACAACAAAAAAGUGUGCUUUUUUGGCCAACAGAAAAAAACAUUAUUUUUCCACAGGAGGCAUUCCUUACGAUGGAUGGUCUCAAUCCACGACAAUGAAAAAAAUCGAAGAAGGUUAUCGUCUGCCAAAGCCUGAACAUAUCGACGACAGUUUGUAAGUGUUGCUUCCUCUGUGUGGAAUGUUAUAUAAGUCAAAAGCAACAUCGAUUGCUGCUGUGGUCAGGUGUUUUUGAUACACUCGCUCUGAAUAAGUAGCCUUCCUAAGAAAUUAAUUUCAUCUAAUCACUACAAAAAUUAAAAUGAAAAGUUGUUGAGUCAAAUAAAGAAUACGAUGGGUUUUUCAUCACAGAAUUCGUUUGAGCUGCAAAGUAAUGAGAUAAACUUAGCAUUUCAGUUAUUUUUGUAACUAGUUGUGGUUUCUCAACUUUGCUACUCGCAAUAUUAAUGCCUACUGCAGAAUUACUGAGAUCAUAUGUCCCUGUGUUUUUCUAUAGAUACGCAGUGAUGUUAAGCUGCUGGAAAUACGAAAGCGCCAGCCGGCCACACUUUGUGAAGCUCUACCAAACAAUGGAUACAUAUAUUAAAACAAAGGUUUGCCAUACAGCGUCUAAUUCAGUAUACACUUCAGAAAUUGAAAUCUGUAUCCUACCAAGUCAAUUGCGAAUUUCUUUUCACGUCAAUGUGAUGUCAAAACGCAUUAACUACCUAGCCGCUAACAAUUUGUGAAUUCAGUUUAAUUUCAUCAUGAGCCAAUGUUACUUUUAAACAUAUGCAAGUGUGGUUACGUUAUGUCAGUCUGGAUCAUCCUUAUUUUCCCUCUGUUGUUUACACACAAGAAAGAACGGAACAGAUCUUAAAAUAACACUUUUGGAAAACUUUGACAGAAAGGAAGACCAUACCUGACUUUCAAUUCAUGCAAGUACUAAUGGUUCUUGUCUUUGUGAUUGAUAUCUGAUCUGCUCUUUUUUUUCUUUUUAGUGACUCAUUUUUGGAAUUUCUUUGUUGAAUUUUUUAAAUUCAUUCGUUCAAGUUUUAUUAACUCCUGUAGUUCUUGAUAACCUUCUAAUCUUUUUCAUAGACAUAUGUAGAUAUCUUUGACGAUGACAAGUAUGAUCAGGAUAAGUACAACUUUGUCGAUGACCGUGGAGCUGUUGCAAACCCAGAAGAUGCAGGACCGGACGAGCUAGGAGCAGCUGCAGCAAAUCCCAUCGGUGAAGUGGGUGAACACGGUGCUACGGCACAUCCCUUUCUGGUUGCAGUGGACGAUGAUGCUACAGCUUUCCCUCUUGGAAUUAACGCAGGAGACGAAGGAGCACCUGCAACGGAUCCCGACAGUGAAGUGGGUGAACACGGUGCUACGGCACAUCCCUUUGUGAUUGCAAUAAACGAUGGUGCUCAAGCUUUCCCUUUCGCUAUUAACGUACCAGAGAAAGGGGCAGCUGCAGCAAAUCUCUCCCAUAAAGUGGGUAAGCACGGUGCCGCUGCACAUCCCUUUGUGGUUGCAAUUGACGAUGGUGCUACAGCUUUCCCUUUCGCUAUUAACGUACCAGAGGAAGGAGCAGCUGCAGCAAAUCUCGCCCAUGAAGUGGGUAAGCACGGUGCUAUUACACAUCCCUUUGUGGUUGCAAUUGACGAUGGUGCUACAGCUUUCCCCCUCGCUAUUAACUUACAAGACAAAGGGGCAGCUGCAGGAAAUCUGGCCCGUGAAGUGGGUAAGCACGGUGCUACCGCACAUCCCUCUAUGGUUGGAAUUGACAAUGGUGCUACAGCUUUCCCUCUCGGAAUCAAAGUAGAAGAAGAAGGUUGCGCAGCAUACCCUUUUGAGAGUGAUAAGAAAGAUAUGGAUGCCCAAGCGUACCCUUUGGAGAGUGAUACUUUACCAUACCUUAGCGAGAACGAGGAAGAAGAUGUUGAUGACUCCGAGUGCCCUCUUGCGAUUGAGGAAGAAGAAAUUGAUCCUUUACCAUCCUCCCUGGUGAUGGACGAAGACGGUCUAGCUGCUUCAGCAUGUCCCCUUGUGACUGACGAAGAAAAUUCUGAUUCUCUAGCAUGCCCCCAUGUGGUUGAGGAAGAAGAUUCCAAUAACUCAGCAUGCUCCCCGGUACUUGGGGAAGAAGAUUUGGAAGCCACAGAAUGCCUUUCUGUUACUGAAAAAGAAGAUCCAACCUCUUUCGCACGCUCCGCAAAUGAGGCGAACAAACCCGAUGCCUCACCAUUCCCUCGUGUGAUUGAAGAGGAAGAUCUUGAUUCUUUAGAAUACAAUCCUCUGAUCGAAAAAGAAGGCGUCAGUGAUUUCGUGUUCCCUCCAGAAAAUCAAACUAAUGACGAAAAAGGUGUAACAAGUGAACCUGAAAAUACCGUUGGUUAUGAAGGUGCUGUAGCAGUUCAAUCUGAAAAGGAGGCAGUAGAAGAAGAAUCUAAGACUUGCCUACUAGAGUACACGAAGGAUGAACAAGACGAUCUUGGAAACUAUGUGGACGACCAAAGUGAUGCUUUAGACCUUUUUGACGGAGACGCUGGCUUACAAGAGUAUGAUGCUAAUCAACUUACUGCUGCGGAUAUAGACGAAACUGGAAGUGACGAAGACGAGGAGUCAUCUGAAGCAACUCCUCUUGUGCAGGACUGA
Messenger RNA from Pocillopora meandrina, 16141 nucleotides. Lineage: Eukaryota; Metazoa; Cnidaria; Anthozoa; Scleractinia; Pocilloporidae. The record is from the annotation of a GenBank genome assembly.